GUAUCAGUCAAAGCCGGAUCUCUCAUUGGCUGUUGCAGCAGGGAUCAGACCUGAGUGAACAGAAGAAGAGAGCAUUUUACCGAUGGUAUCAACUUGAGAAGACAAACCCUGGGGCUACACUAAGUAUGCGACCAGCCCCCAUUCCAAUAGAGGAUCCUGAAUGGAGACAAACACCUCCCCCAGUCUCUGCCACAUCUGGCACGUUCCGACUACGACGAGGGAGUCGAUUUACUUGGAGAAAGGAGUGCCUGGCUGUCAUGGAAAGUUACUUCAAUGAGAAUCAAUAUCCAGAUGAAGCAAAGAGAGAAGAAAUUGCAAAUGCUUGCAAUGCAGUUAUACAGAAGCCAGGCAAAAAACUGUCAGAUCUGGAACGAGUUACCUCCCUGAAAGUAUAUAAUUGGUUUGCUAACAGACGGAAGGAGAUCAAGAGGAGAGCCAAUAUCGAAGCAGCAAUCCUGGAGAGUCAUGGGAUAGAUGUACAGAGUCCAGGAGGCCAUUCCAACAGCGAUGAUGUCGAUGGGAACGACUACUCUGAGCAGGAUGACAGCACGAGCCACAGUGACCACCAAGACCCCAUCUCAUUAGCCGUGGAAAUGGCAGCAGUCAACCAUACCAUCUUGGCAUUGGCCCGACAAGGAGCCAAUGAAAUCAAGACAGAGGCCCUGGAUGAUGACUGAUCAGGGAGGGCUAACCAUGACUAGUUAACUUAGUUUAGAUGUAGCACCUUAGCGGACUUUCCUCGGUCCUUACCAUGUGUUCUUACAGUUUAACUCACAAUUUCUCGUGUGUCGGGUAGUGUUAGGGUCUUGUUGUGUGAAGAUGGCAUGGUGCCUCAGCCUUUGCAUAUACUCUCAGUAUUAAUUCCCAGUAACUAGUAACCAGCGGCCAACCAGACUUCCCUCCCCCACCCCCAAGGCUAGGACAUCUUGCUGCUCUGUCUUUCAUUCCAAGAAAGUGCUUCCAGGUAUCUAUAUAGCCCUCAGUUCUCAAAUCUUAGGCUACACAUAAAAUCUCGGGUACCUUUAGAUUCAUGUAACACUAGUCUACCCCCUUUCUUCCCCAAGACUGAUAGGAGCAAGCUGAGGUAGUGGCACAGGAUUGACAGACACCAUUUGGGGAGUAUCCACAGCAUAAAAGGAACACUAGAAUCCCCACCUCAGCAUGAGAAUAACCGAUUCCAGCUGCAAUAAGCCGUGCCUCGUUACAGUCACACUGUGGCUAGAUUAUACUUCUUUGGGUGCUGUGCUAAGAAUGUCAAUGGAAAAACUCGAUCUCAGAUUUUGGUUGAUGUUAACAUGCCUGACACAGAUAUCCUUUCUUCUCACAAGCUGUGUGACUUAGCAGAUAAAAUACUGCCUUUGGGACCAUGAUUAAAAAAAAAAAAAAAAGACAAAAAACAAAAGUCAUAAGAAACAACCCCAGCUUGAGAGCAUUGGAAAACAGUAUGAGCUGAAUGUCUGAUGGAUGCCAAAUCCCGCACUUGGCACCGCUGUACAUUCCGCAGCAGUUAUCAGUGCCUGCCUGCAAAAGUUCUGCAGGUCAUCGAGGAAGCUGCUUUGCCUCCUGUCGUGUUCCCUUUCCCUGCUACCAAACAAAGUCUUUCAAGGAUGGAGCUAAGGUCAAAAAUGAGUGAAAGAAUUACAGUCUUUGUAUCCAUUAACUGAAGCCCCCUCAAUCUGAGAGGCCGAUAGAGGGCUUUGUAGUGGGAUUAUGUUGACCGACUAUCAGCGAUGCAAACACUUGCCUAAAUAGGAGCGGAAAAAAGCAGGGGACAUUUACCACUUAUCUUGUGGGUGUGUGAGAUACAACAGGAUGUGACUGCUUUGGUGUUCUCUGUAUUCUGUCCUUGUAGAGGUGUGAAAAGCUAUAUUGUUACAGGCAAUUUAUUUAAUAAUUGGAAGCCAUAUUGAUAACGGAUGUGGUAAUAUUUGUAAAGUUUAAUCUACUUUAAGCGGCAGUAACUAAUGUAAUUUUUUUCCUUGAUCACAUAUGUAGCACUUUUGUUACUUUUUAAAGAUAUUUAUAUUUGAUAAAUCUUUUUUUUUCAUUUUGAGAACUCAAAAUACCAAACAGUGAACUUGCGUUAUAAAGUCACCCUGUGAUCACCUUGUCAUCUAGUAGCAAAAUGAUGAACUAUUCAUGCAUCAAAGAAAAUUACAUCUGCUGGCCUUGUAUGAAAAUGAUCUCUUGACAUCCUGAUUAAAUGACACACUGUCACUGUG
This is a messenger RNA of Galeopterus variegatus (Sunda flying lemur), 2222 nucleotides long. RefSeq names its product homeobox-containing protein 1. NCBI's taxonomy places the organism in Eukaryota, Metazoa, Chordata, Mammalia, Dermoptera, Cynocephalidae. The record is from RefSeq and is a predicted model, not a curated record. The annotation marks the transcript as partial. Gene Ontology annotation, biological process: positive regulation of DNA-templated transcription. Gene Ontology annotation, cellular component: nucleus. The transcript is spliced from 6 exons. Gene Ontology annotation, molecular function: double-stranded telomeric DNA binding.